CCUAACAUCAAGUGUUUUUCAGGGAACAGGAAACAGGCUCACUGAGGGGUUGCCCGCCCAGGGACCCACAGGAUGCCUCCUCCUGGCCCCUGUCUGCCGGGUGGUCUGGGGACUCAGUCCUGGGCCCCGUUCCUGGGCCUGUGCUGGGCAGGAGGCCCUGUAAUUGCAGCCGCUGUUCCCACCCCUGCCCACAGCCCGGGGAAGCCCCGACUCGCCCAGGCCCAGGCAGUGACAAUGCCUCCCAUUCAGCCCUGUCCCUGGCUGAGCCUGUGGGCCAAGGAGGGGGGCUCCUGCGGGCCUGCCGGCAGGGCCCAUUACCAACGUUUCCUUGCACUGUGCCUCCAGGCUGGCCUGGCUGUUCCUUCCAGUGGCAUGGAGCGGGCCCAGACCUCCGCCCACAUCCCUUCAGUGGUGGUGUUGGUGCUGCUGCUGCCUUUGGGCCCAGCUUGGCAUGUGGCUGCCCAGCGCUGCCCAGAGCCCUGCAUCUGUGACAAUGCCAGGCGGUAUGUUUCCUGCCGGCACCAGAACCUCACUGAGGUGCCCAGCGCCCUCCCAGAGCUCACCCAGAGGCUGGACCUGCAGGGGAACGCGCUGAGGCUGAUCCCGCCGGCCGCCUUCCGGGACCUGCCGCACCUCACGCACCUGGACCUGCGGCACUGCCAGGUGGAGGAGGUGGCUGAGGGCGCCUUCCGGGGCCUGGGCCGCCUGCUGCUCCUCAACCUGGCGUCCAACCGCCUGCGAGCGCUGCCCCAGGAGGCGCUGGACGGGCUGGGUUCGCUGCGGCGCCUGGAGCUGGAGCGGAACGCGCUGGAGGAGCUGCGGCCCGGCGCCUUCGGGGCGCUGGGCGCGCUGGCCACGCUGAACCUGGCGCACAACGCGCUGGUCUACCUGCCGGCCAUGGCCUUCCAGGGGCUGCUGCGCGCGCGCUGGCUGCAGCUGGCACACAACGCGCUCAGCGUGCUGGCGCCCGAGGCCCUGGCCGGCCUGCCCGCGCUGCGCCGCCUCAGCCUGCAGCACAACGAGCUCCAGGCGCUGCCCGGAGCCGCGCUGUCCCAGGCCCGGGGCCUGGCCCGCCUGGAGCUGGGCCACAACCCGCUCACCUACGCGGGCGAGGAGGACGGGCUGGCGCUGCCCGGCCUGCGCGAGCUGGCGCUGGACCACGGGGCGCUGCAGGCGCUGGGUCCUCGGGCCUUCGCCCGCUGCCCGCGCCUGCACACGCUGGACCUCCGCGGGAACCAGCUGGACGCGCUGCCCCCGCUGCAGGGCCCGGGCCAGCUACGCCGCCUGCGGCUGCAGGGCAACCCGCUGUGGUGCGGCUGCCAGGCGCGGCCCCUGCUCGAGUGGCUCUCGCGGGCGCGCGUGCGCUCGGACGGCGCGUGCCGGGGCCCGCGGAGGCUGCGCGGCGAGGCGCUGGACGCGCUGCGGCCCUCGGACCUACGCUGCCCCGGGGACCCGGCAGAGGACGAGCCCGAGGAGCGGGCUCCUGGGCCCCGUGCGCCAGCCCGCGCCCCCGCCGAGCCCGAGGCUGCAGCCGCGCCCUGCCCGCGCGCCUGCGUGUGCACCCCCGGGUCCCGGCACAGCGGCUGCGAGGGCCGCGGGCUGCAGACGGUGCCCCGCGGCUUCCCCAAUGACACCCAGCUGCUGGACCUGCGGCACAACCACUUCCUGUCGGUGCCCCGGGCGGCCUUUCCCGGCCUGGGCCACCUGGUGUCGCUGCACCUGCAGCACUGCGGCAUCUUGGAGCUGGAGGCAGGCGCACUGGCGGGGCUGGGCCGCCUCGUCUACCUCUACCUCUCCGACAAUCAGCUCUCCGACCUUAGCGCUGCGGCCCUCGACGGGGCCCCCAACCUGGGCUACCUGUACCUGGAGCGCAACCGCUUCCUGCAGGUGCCAGGCGCCGCCCUGCGCGCCCUGCCCAGCCUCGUGUCCCUGCACCUGCAGGACAAUGCUCUGGAGCACCUGGGCCCUGGGGACCUGGCGGGUGUGCGGGCCUUGCGCUGGCUCUACCUGAGCGAAAACCACAUCACUCAGCUGUCCGCUGGGGCACUGGGGGCAGCUCGUGAGCUGGAGAAGCUGCACCUGGACAGGAACCGGCUUCGAGAGGUGCCCACUGGGGCCCUGGAGGGGCUUCCCGCGCUGCAGGAGCUGGACCUCUCAGGGAACCCACUCCGGGCCCUGCACGAGGGAGCCUUCCAGCCCGCAGGGCAGUCACUGCAGUGCCUCUUCUUGAACAGCAGUGGCCUGGAGCAGAUCUCCGCCGGAGCCUUCUCUGGCCUGGGGCCAGAGCUCCAGAGCCUGCAUUUGCAGAAGAACCAACUUUGGUCCCUGCCCGCGCUGCCCAGCCUCAGUAGCCUUGAGCUCAUCGACCUCAGUGCCAAUCCCUUCCAUUGUGACUGCCAGCUGCUCCCGUUGCACAGGUGGCUCACUGGGCUGAACCUGCGGGUGGGAGCCACCUGUGCCACCCCUCCUGGUGCCCGGGGUCAGCGGGUGAAGGCUGCAGCUGCUGUCUUUGAAGCCUGCCCAGGCUGGGCUGCCAGGAAGGCCAAGCGGACACCGGCAUCCAGGCCAGGGACCCGGAGGACCUCAGUCAAGGGGAGGCCAUGAGGAGCUGGCAAGGCCGGGAUGGAGAGGUCGCCUCCGAGCUGCGCAGCGCAGGCCGGCCCUGCCUGGACCCCCGGGAACUCUUACUCUCGCCAGGCCCGGGCUCCGACUCGACCUUCCCUGAAGCCUGCAGCUCGUGCUCCAGCAGGGGCUUCUUGGAGCCCUGUCUGAGGGCGCGGGGCUUGGCUGGUGGGAUCCUUUUCCCUUGGAAUAAAAAUGGAAUCAAAGCCA
This is a messenger RNA of Cavia porcellus (domestic guinea pig), 2832 nucleotides long. RefSeq names its product chondroadherin like (gene Chadl). Gene Ontology annotation, cellular component: extracellular matrix. The transcript is spliced from 6 exons. Lineage: Eukaryota; Metazoa; Chordata; Mammalia; Rodentia; Caviidae. Gene Ontology annotation, molecular function: protein binding. The record is from RefSeq and is a predicted model, not a curated record. The coding region runs from base 73 to 2604 and encodes 843 amino acids.